Molecule: messenger RNA, 555 nt
Organism: Galendromus occidentalis (western predatory mite)
Lineage: Eukaryota; Metazoa; Arthropoda; Arachnida; Mesostigmata; Phytoseiidae
Exons: 1
Coding region: 1-555 (184 amino acids)
Biological process (GO): regulation of transcription by RNA polymerase II
Cellular component (GO): nucleus
Molecular function (GO): double-stranded DNA binding
Source: RefSeq, a predicted model, not a curated record
AUGCCUGAAGCAGCUGUUGAGAGACGUGAACUGGAGAAAUUCGUUGAGGAGUUCGGAUCCGAAGCGUUCACGACAGACGGGAAAGUUCUGACCUGCGAAUUUCGCGAAAAAGCAAUCAACGCGGAGAAGAAGUACUUCGUGAAACAGCAUAUGAGCACCGUGAUUCACAAGGAACGGGUACGUCGAGCGGCGAACUCCAACCGGAGCAUUUGCCUCUUGACCAAUUUCGUCGAGCUCUCGAGCAGCGAGAGUUCGUUCAGUAUGGAUCUUCGCCAGAUGAUGAUUGAAGCCAAUAUCCCGCUCCACAAAGCACAGGAUCAGACCUUUCGAAAACCUCUGCUCCAGUAUUGUUCUCAGCAAGUACCAGAUCCGAAGACGCUUCGUGGCGACUGCCUUAAGAAGCUAUAUGAUGCAAGGGUUCAAAGGGUACGAGACGCUGUAGGCAACAAUCCAAUAUGGAUGUCAGUUGAUGAAACCACAGACGCAAAGGGGCAAUAUGACGUGAACACGAUUAUAGGUCGCCUCGAAGCCGAGGAAGAAAUGACCCGCACUUGA